Malurus melanocephalus (red-backed fairy wren) is the source of this 3203-nucleotide messenger RNA. It is a transcript of the gene TERF2IP, whose product is annotated as TERF2 interacting protein. The coding region runs from base 40 to 1047 and encodes 335 amino acids. The record is from RefSeq and is a predicted model, not a curated record. NCBI's taxonomy places the organism in Eukaryota, Metazoa, Chordata, Aves, Passeriformes, Maluridae. Gene Ontology annotation, molecular function: telomeric repeat DNA binding. Gene Ontology annotation, biological process: regulation of DNA-templated transcription; telomere maintenance via telomere lengthening. The transcript has 3 exons. Gene Ontology annotation, cellular component: shelterin complex.
GCGGGCGGAACAGGGGCGGCGGGCGGAUCUGGAGCGGCGAUGGCGGGCGGCCGGGCCGGGGCAGUGCGGUCCCGGUCGCUGUUCCUGUGGGAUAACGGGCGCCCUAUGCGGUUCUACCUGCGGCCCGGUCAGGCCAAGAUGCGCCUGGCGCCGCUAUUGCUGGCGGGCGGCGGGCAGCUGUGCUAUGUGCUGGAGCCAGGGGCCGUGCUCCUGGCGCAGCCCGGCGAGGCGGCUCCCAACGGGGCCAUCUCAACGGAGUAUGUGACGGAGUGCGUGGAGCGCAACCAGCGGCUGCCACUGGAGCCCUUCCGGCUGCCUGCCGCGCCGCCUGCCGCUGCCCCGCCCGACCGCCUGGCCUUCACGGAAGCAGAGGAUGCGGCGCUGCUGCAGGCGGUGCGCGGCCAGAGGACGGUGCGGGUGCACGGCUGUGCGCUAUGGAUUGAGCUGGAGCGGAGGGGCCUGACGCGGCACAGCUGGCAGGCCAUGCGUGACCGCUUCCUGCGGCACCUACGGCCGCGGCUCUGGGAGCCCCCGCAGACGGACGAUCCCACGCAGAUAAGAGGCCUGUUCGCGGCAGCUAAUCGGGAGUUCGAAACCACGGAGUCAGAAAGUGACUCUUCAGAUGCUGCAGAAGAACUUUCUACACAAGCUGGAGUGGGAAGGUCCCCAGGAGAAACAGCAUCUGCUCUGAAAACUGGACCAGAGAACUCUGCUUCCCCUGACAUUCAAUUAGAAAGACAAGAAAGACCAAAAAGCGCUGCUUCUGCUUCCGGUGUGGUGGGACAAAUAGUAAAAACUAUGGAGUACUUCAUGGAGCAAUUUGCUGUGGACCUAUUCACUGUUACACAGGCGUUUCUGAAAAACAGUGGUGAUGUGCAAGCUACCUCAUACUUUCUGCAGACAGGGCACCGCUUGGAUGGGUACCCUGUGUGGAGCAGAGAGGAUGAUUUAGAAUUGCAAAAGGAUGAUGAACAUGUCAGAAAUGAAUUGAUAGCAAAAUUUGGAGCUGAAAAUGUAGCAAAGCGAAUAGUAUUUAGGGAAAGUUAGCAAGAGGACAUGACAGAUCUAGUACUGUUGCGUGAAUUUAAUAGUCAUUUCAGAAGCACGAUAAAAAAUUUGAUCAAUGUUCUGAAGUUUCCAAAAUGCUUUAUAGUAUUUUUUUUUAUUUAGAAGGCAAAUUUUGCAUCUCUGUGGAUCUAAGAGGUGCACCUGCUUUAAUCCAAGCAACGUUACACUUGUAUCAGGCCAUGUGUUUUAACCAGGAAAAAUACACCAGCUUCUAGGACUAUGUGUACCAGUUGAGGUUAGGAGAUAAAAGUUAAGAAAGAAUAAUCAGCAUUUAUGUAUCUAUCACCUAAGUUGUGCCUGAGAGAGAACACCAUCKCUAGGAGACAGUCAUAAUCUGAAACGCUCAGUACUUUUAGCCUGAAACUGUGGUCUGGUCAUUUAUUUUAAUAUUAUUUGAAGUGAGUCCUAAAAAUGGGGAAUUCAUUCUUUUGGUGAAGUAAAAUGGGCUGGUAAAAGCCCUUAAGUGGGUUUUUUUUUUGUUGGUUUUUUUUUUUUUUCUUUUUUGUUUUGUUUUGUUUUGGGGUUUUUUUGGGGGCGGGUGGUUUGCUUUGGUCUUCUUUUGGGUUUUCACACAAUCACACAGAAUCACUAGGGUUGGAAGAGACCUUUAAGAUCUUCAAGUCCAACCCAUGCCCUAGCACCUCAACUAAAGCAUGGCAGCGCCUCAACUAACCCAUGACAUUUUUUGGUGGUUUUUUUUUUUUUGUUUUGGUGUUCUCAAUUUUGAUUUUGGGGGGUAUUUUUCCUUGCUGUUUUUUCUUUCUCCUGACAGCAGACCUGUCACCUUGUGCAGCCUAGAAUUCCCAUUCUAGUUUGGGCAGUAUACACAUCUUAGCAGCACCAUAGUCUUGCAUUUCAAUGGUCUUAUUUAAUUAAACUGCUCUAGAAUUCAAAGUGAGAGGCAGAACACACUAAAUAGCUGCAAUAUAAAAUGAUCAGACUUACUAUAUCUUUUUGUAAUUCUAAGUGACUCUUGGUUUAAGAGUGAGUUUGUCUUACUGUGGCAAUAGACUAAGAAGGAAAGCAGACUUCUGAGUCCACAUAGAGUGUUUUUAUCUUUGCAGAGCCAUAUGGACACAUUGUUUAACGCUGAGAAUCUUUCCAUAUGCACUCGGUGCACUCCGCAGUGUAGGAGCUAAGACGCAAAGAUCAAGGUUUACCCAAGGUUGCCCUUUUUCGUCUGUUAACAUCUGAAAGGCAUUGCUUAUCUACAGAUUCGCUUGCUUGUGCAGGCAAAUGGGUGUAGUCACUUUUUACCAAGUAAAAACCUGGAGGACCCAGAAAUAUGGUUCUUCUGGUUCCACCUUUUCCCAUGAUAAAAAUGUUUUCUCUGCUUUCUCUUACACACAACACAGUUACGCUCUUUUUGACAUGCUGGAUAUAGUUUGGUUUUCCAUGUUUGUAUCGGGUUCCUGUAGUAUCACGAAAGUUCAGGAGGGUUUUUUUUGUAGCUCAAAGAACAAUGCAAGUUUCUUUGUAUUAUUGCCUGGAGCAGCAAUAUUUGUAUACCUGGAAAAAUUAGCAAAGUGGCAAUGCACAUAAAAGAGCUUUGAGUUAACAAUUCUACAGCCAGAAAUUCUGGGUUUGCAAGCUAUUGUCUGGAAUUUGAGUAUUUCCUGUUUGCUUUUUUCUGGAGUUAGCCAGCCUUCAUCACAAUCAAUUAAUUUCUUUCAUAACCAGAGUUACCAGUGAGAAACAUUGUAUGCACUAGGUUGAAGAGCAACCAACAAGAAUACCACAGAGUAAGCUUUUAAAUGUCCUUUUGACUAGAGACUUCUCCAUCUUACAGUUUACUGGUGUAAAAACAGAGUUUAUUCUUCGAAACUUAUACAAUGUAAACUUACUGUUUGUUUCUAAACAGACUUCUGUGAUCUUUAUUUUAUGCAUGUGCCAAAGGUCGUAGUCAKAGUUUUACAUGUCAUCAUCAGCAUCUUGAAAUUUUGGGGCCUUUUUAUUGGGCUUUCUUAUUGUUCCUCCAGAAGUAUUUUAAGUUGCCUUUGCUCACAUUAACACAACUUUAAAUUUUCAUGUGACCAGACUGGCAAGACUUUGCUGUUCCCAGAAAAAAAGUAUUACAAAUUGUUGUAUUGAGGAAACAUACCUAAAGGAUUGUAAUAAAGAUAUACUGAAAUCAA